AUGGGAACUACUUCGUUGUACAAGGUUGUACAAGGCGUUCUUCAACGUGCAAAGGAUUCAGAUAGUUCAGAUAAAUCAGUAGAUUCAGAUAAUUCAGAUGAUACAGACGUCAACCAACCGCUGGAGUCUUGUGAGCAGCCGUCGGUGAUUCCAAAGCCCUCGAACUAUGGUCAGUACACCAACAAGAUGCAUUUCUUUUACAAAUAUAUUCUGGUGGACUUGUACGAGAAUGAAUACGCUGUGCAUUUUCGCGAGCCUGUGGACACGGAAGUGAUUCAGGCACCGAACUACUACGCCAUCGUGGCACAGCCCAUGGACAUGGGCACCAUAAAGCAGCGAUUGAAGAAUCACUUCUACCACCAUGUGGGCGAGGCUGUGUCCGACUUUAUGCUGAUGCUUCACAACUGCUUUCAGUACAAUAUACGCGGCACCAUGGUCUAUGAGCGUGGCUGCUUCCUGGAGAAGUUUUUCAUGGAGCGCUUGUAUACCAUUCCCAAGGGGCCCGAGAAUCCGUACGCUGAUAUACCCAUGAAGUUCAGAAGAUUGCACUUGCUCGCACCUCGCCCUUACACGACCACUCCACUGCGCCCUCCCACUGCCACUUGUCGGCCCACACGACGGGCCUCAACCCAUUCCUUACGCCCUCGGAUUGCGACCACACAGCCACUCCAGCUCCAGCCUCAGCUCCAGCUCCAGCCUCAGCUCCAGCUUCAACCCGUACCGGGUCGUGUACUGACUCGAGUUCGGCCCAUGGUGGACCCAAAGCCCAGCAAUUUGGGCAAGUACUCAAAAAAGUUGAAUUGCUUCGAGACAGCUAUACUGGAGGUAGCGGCCAAGAGUGACUUCGGGCAGGACUUCCUGAAACCGGUGGACGCGGUCAAGCUGGGGGUGCCACAAUAUUACAUGAUUGUCGUGAAGCCCAUGGACAUACAGACCAUAAAGAAACGACUUCGCAAAAAUGUCUACCAACAUAUCGGUGAGGCGGUGUCCGACGUAAUGCUGAUCCUUCACAAUUGCUUCAAAUUCAAUAAGCCUGACCAUCCGGUCUACAAAAAUGGCCAGCUAUUGGAGGAGUUUUUCUGGAAAGAGCUCAAGCACAUACCCACCGGGCAAGACAUCGAUCUCUUUCGCAAACGUAGCGCAGCAAAUGAAUGUACACCCAAUUCUGUCACCCAAUGAGUCUGUUCUAUGAGUAGAUCAGUUAUAAGUAAAAUAUUUGUCACACUCUCGUAA
This is a messenger RNA of Drosophila guanche, 1233 nucleotides long. Its product is annotated as bromodomain testis-specific protein-like. Gene Ontology annotation, biological process: regulation of DNA-templated transcription; chromatin remodeling. Lineage: Eukaryota; Metazoa; Arthropoda; Insecta; Diptera; Drosophilidae. Gene Ontology annotation, cellular component: chromatin; nucleus. The transcript is spliced from 2 exons. The record is from RefSeq and is a predicted model, not a curated record. The coding region runs from base 1 to 1179 and encodes 392 amino acids.